UAUAUUCUCAUCAGUUGGAAUUACGAAGGCAGUGAUUCUGAAAAGCUAGAUCUCUCACUCUCAAGGAUAAACCAUGUUGCCCAACAUCCUGCUUCGCCCCUUCCAAACGGACAGGAGAAAGAAGAUUAGCAGGAGGAAGGUGGAGGCGGCGGAGUCGGAGUCGGAGGAUCUACAUCUGCGGUACUUUGUGGCGUUCAACAGAGAUUCGGCGGAGAAGCAAACGCCGAGGUUCACAUUGAGAUCCGACAACUUCAACAGACACGAAGGAGUCGAUUCAAAGAGGAAGCGAGAAAUGGCGAACAAGGUCUCCAAUUUCUCCGAUCUGAUUCAACGAGUUGCAGCUUCUUGUUUGCUACAUCCGCUCGCCGCUGGGCGCCACGAUGCCGAUGAAGCACCGGGGAAUCGAGCGGCGGAGCAGGAGGCAUACGAUGUGUUCGACUCCGAAGAAGAGGAGGAAGACGAAGAGCGGGAGGGGCUUAGGGUUUGGGAGGAGAGCCAGGGGGAGGGGAGAGCGGAGAGAGUGAUGGAGAUGGAGUUGCUGAUGGGUGAGGUGUUCGAGACGGUGUCGGCGAUGAAGAGGGCGUACGUUAGCCUCCAGGAGGCGCAUUGUCCUUGGGACUCGGACAAAAUGAGGAUGGCCGACGUGGCGGUGGUGUCGGAGCUCAGGCGGCUCGGGGUGUUGAGGGAGAGGUUCAGGAGGAGGGUUGGGAGGGGAGGACGAGGCAGCGGCGGUCGUGGUCCGGUGGCGGCGACACUGAGGGAGGUGGUGGCGCCGUACGAGGCGGCGGUGGAGGAGCUGAAGAGGGCGGUGAAGGCCAGAGAAGUAGAGGUUGAGAACUUGAAGGAGAAGCUCAAGAGCGCCACAAGCCUCAACAGCAGUGGCAAGAAAGGGAGGUUUCAGUCAAAGAAGAAAGUCAGCUGUAGUCAAGGUCAAGUUGCAGCGUUGCCGGCACCGGACUUAUUCGAAGGGACGAUGGGUGUAGUAAAGGAGGCGUCGAAGUCCUUCACGGCAUUGCUGCUCUCGCUCAUGCGCUCAGCACACUGGGACAUCGCAGCGGCAGUUAGAUCCAUAGAAGCGGCCACGGCCGUGACCGGCGCUACCGCGGACACCGCCAUUUCCGUAGUGGGAUCUCACCACGCGAAGUACGCUCUGGAGUCCUACGUGUGCCGAAAAAUCUUCCAGGGCUUCGACCACGAAACGUUCUAUAUGGAUGGCAGCCUCUCGUCGCUGCUCCACCCAGAUCAGUACCGCCGAGACUGCUUCGCCCAGUACCGCGACAUGAAAGCCAUGGACCCUGUGGAGCUUCUCGGAAUCUUACCCACUUGCCACUUCGGAAAAUUCUGCACCAAGAAGUACCUCGCCAUCGUCCACCCAAAAAUGGAGGAGUCGCUGUUCGGGGACCUGGAGCAUCGCCGGCAAGUCUUGGCCGGAAAUCACCCCAGAAGUCAUUUCUACAGCGAGUUUCUGGGUUUGGCCAAGGCGGUUUGGUUACUUCACUUGUUGGCAUUUUCGCUAGAUCCUCCCCCAGGUCAUUUUGAAGCGAGUCGGGGAGCUGACUUCCACCCUCAGUAUAUGGAAAGCGUCAUCAGAUUAUCCGGUGGCCGGGUUCCGGCGGAUCAGAUCGUUGGAAUUCCGGUGAGUCCCGGGUUCAAGCUUGGAAACGGGUCAGUCAUCAAAGCCAGAGUCUAUCUUGUAUCCAGGAGUUGAAUGGAUGUGUGGACAUUUGAACUUAUUCCGGACUAGGUUCGACUAAAUAUUAUGCUCGUAGUUUGGAUUUGGGUUA
This is a messenger RNA of Vitis vinifera (wine grape), 1784 nucleotides long. Its product is annotated as protein GRAVITROPIC IN THE LIGHT 1. Gene Ontology annotation, biological process: negative gravitropism; response to red or far red light. The record is from RefSeq and is a predicted model, not a curated record. NCBI's taxonomy places the organism in Eukaryota, Viridiplantae, Streptophyta, Magnoliopsida, Vitales, Vitaceae. Bases 74 to 1708 code for a protein of 544 amino acids. The transcript has 4 exons.